Trichobilharzia regenti is the source of this 2206-nucleotide messenger RNA. The record is from the annotation of a GenBank genome assembly. NCBI's taxonomy places the organism in Eukaryota, Metazoa, Platyhelminthes, Trematoda, Strigeidida, Schistosomatidae.
CCAGGAUAUGUGCCUGCUUUUUGAAGCAUGGACUCAUCACUUGUAUGCAGUAUUCUAGUUGCGAUCUGAUAUAUGUUACAUAGAGUAUUUGGAACAAACCCCAGUCUAAUCGUUUGAAAGCCCUUCGAAGUGCCUAUAGCAUUUGAGAAGCCUUAUCUGCGGCUCGAUUACAAUUUGCCAUUGGUUUUAGGUCAUGACUUACAAUAAUUCCUAGUUGUUAAUUUAACUCAAACAAGCUUGUAGCAUUAUGUCAUCAUAGAAUGUACAUUAGCAACAGGCUGGAUAAACCGGUCUUACAGGCUAAUGACUACUUUAAAUUUGCUUCGAGUUAUCUUAACAAGGAUUAAUUUUCCACUCAGAAGGCUGCUGGAAGCGAAUGCAAAGAGCAAAGUACAGCGGAGAUGUGUUACUGAAGCUCGAUCCUCUACUCAGAACACUCAGAACACAUCCACUUAAAUGUCUAAUUUUUUAACAUCUGUGUACGAAGAUGCACGAAAAUUGACGUUUAGUGAUGGCAUUAUUUUCUAGGCUUCGUUUCAAACAAACUUUUGAUGAAAUACAACCUAUCGGUCACUACUCUGCCUAUGAUGCGCGACAGUAUUCGAAGAAGGCCAUUUGUAUGCAGUGGUACUUGCUCGCAUUCCAUCUGUCAAAAUUCUCACAAAAAGGCACCAUCUUCAUCACGUUUGACUGGAGAUAAAAGUUGUGGUACUAUAAAAAAGAAAACCCUAAACAGACCAUGUUCUGAAGAUAGUAAAAUCAGACGUGAUCAACUAAAUUCAAAUGAUAAUCCAAACAGUAACAACAGUUCUGCCAAUUCUGAUUCACCUCGAACAGCUGAAGUCCACGAAAUGAAGUGUGUCAAUAGUGAGGGUGAUGACAAUCACUUCAGCAAUGAAUAUUGUUGUGAAUCUCUAUCUAAUCAAAGCAUAUUUUAUAAUCUUUUAACUCGUCUUGAAGAACACUUAGAUGAGGAGAGAAAGACUAAUGCUAAACUACAAGCUGAACUGAUGGAUAAAAGUGGCUAUGAAAAGCAAAUCUCUGAUAUACGUUCCAGUUAUGAAGCUGAAGUACUUCGACUACAGAAUGUAAUAACACGUUUACAGGAACAAUCUCAUGCUAUGCCUAGAAUUCAUCAUUGUGAUGAUGGUGAGAAGUCGACAGAAUCGAAAAUAGGAGAGAUGAAAGAAUUAAUUGCUACACAUAAUAAUGAUAAUAAAUUAAAAAAAGAAUAUGAAAAGCAAGAAUUGUUAAUCUCUGGUUAUCAACGUGAAAAUGAAAAGCUUUACGCACACAUUAAAAAUUUAAAGAAGGAUACCACAACUGGAACAGAAGAUUCAAAGACUGCAAAACGUCUUACUAGUGAAAAUCUUUCAUUACGCAUUGAAGUGGAACAAUUGAACAAGGAGUUGAAAUUACGUGGUCAACAAAUCUGUACUAUGCUGUCUAGGAAUUCUAGACUGAAACAAGAGAAUCGAAUCAGUGAAUUAGAGGAGGUAAAUAGACAACUGCAAACUGAUAAAGAGAAAAUAUUGAAAGAUUUAGAGGCUACACGUUCAGAGUUGGCAAAUAUGAACUUAAAGGUAAAUAAUCUUGAACGUGAUAAGUCUGGGCUCACUACAGAAUAUGAAUGUUUUAAGCAGAAAUCUCAAGCAGAUUAUCAGAAUAUGAAAGAACAAUACGAAAGUCGAGUUGAAGAACUUCAAAAGAAACUACGCUGGUAUGUUGAAAACCAAGCAAUGAUUAAUAAAGAUACUAAGAAGCUACAGACUCAAUGAGCGUGAAACCGAUACAGCAAAAUUUGGUCAAAUGCAAUCGAAAUAGUCAAGAGCUUUACAAAGGAUAUUUGAAGGCAAUGAGAUGGAUGCCUUGGACCUAGGUAUCGUGUUCAAUCGCACUCAUCUGAAAUCUUCAAGGAACAGAUUCGAAACGACGACUUCUAGUGCUGCAGUUAGAGAAGUUGCCACUUGGCUAUUCAGCCUCACAAUUAGCCGCAAGUCAGUCGUCAACAGAGAGAUUGGUUGGUCAUUAUAGACAGUGAUUCAUGUCUUUCAACGAGUGUUUUGUGUUGUUGCAGACAAGUACUAAGAAACAUGAAACCCAAGAUCCACAGCUUCCUACCAGCUGCAUAGCCUUCCUCGUCAAGCUGGAAAAGAGCUAACGGAGGUCAAACCGAAACAAGGCUUCAUCAGUCAAUGAAAUCCAC